CUCUCAGAUCAGGACAGAGAGACGCUGCUCUCCUCAUUGCUCUCUCCAUCAUCCCUCCAUCUUCUUCUUCCUCCUCUUCCUCUUCCUCCUCUCCUCUGUCCAGAACCUAAACUCUCUCUCUCUCUCCCCCUCUCUUCAUCUUUCUUCUUCUCCUCCUUCUGUCUUCUCUCCUCCACCCCUCAGAGAGACAGACUGGUCUAACUCCUGGCCUUCAUCACCUCCAUCAUCAUCCUCAGAGGAACACGGACAGGGAGCCCCCUGACCCUCGCCCCGCCGGGUCACCAUGGCAACGGUCAUCUGCACUCGUUUCACCGAAGAGUAUCAGCUGUACGAGGAGCUGGGCAAGGGAGCGUUUUCAGUGGUGCGCCGCUGUGUGAAAGUGCUGUCGGGUCAGGAGUACGCCGCCAAGAUCAUCAACACCAAAAAACUGUCUGCCAGAGAUCAUCAGAAGUUGGACCGUGAAGCUCGAAUCUGUCGUUUACUGAAACACCCCAACAUCGUUCGGCUCCAUGACAGUAUCUCAGAGGAAGCGCAUCAUUACCUCAUCUUUGACCUGGUGACAGGUGGAGAGUUAUUUGAAGAUAUUGUAGCCAGAGAAUAUUACAGUGAAGCCGACGCCAGUCACUGUAUCCAGCAGAUUUUGGAGGCGGUGCUACACUGUCAUCAGAUGGGCGUGGUCCACAGAGACCUGAAGCCAGAGAACCUGCUGCUGGCCUCUAAGUCUAAAGGAGCGGCGGUGAAACUGGCUGACUUCGGCCUCGCCAUCGAGGUGGAGGGAGACCAGCAGGCGUGGUUCGGCUUUGCGGGGACUCCAGGUUAUCUGUCUCCAGAGGUUUUAAGGAAGGAUCCGUACGGGAAAGCAGUCGACCUCUGGGCCUGUGGUGUGAUUCUCUACAUCUUACUGGUCGGUUAUCCUCCAUUCUGGGAUGAAGAUCAACAUCGUCUCUACCAGCAGAUCAAAGCUGGAGCUUACGACUUUCCUUCUCCAGAGUGGGACACAGUGACUCCUGAAGCCAAAGAUCUCAUUAACAAGAUGUUAACCAUCAACCCAGCGAAACGCAUCACGGCUGCUGAAGCUCUGAAACACCCCUGGAUCUCUCAUCGCUCCACGGUGGCGUCCUGUAUGCACAGACAGGAAACAGUCGAAUGUCUGAAGAAGUUCAACGCCAGGAGGAAACUGAAGGGAGCCAUUCUGACGACCAUGUUGGCCACCAGAAACUUCUCCGGAGGAAAGAGUGGCAGCAACAAGAAGGCCGAUGGAGUCAAGGAAUCAUCUGAGAGCACAAACACCACCAUAGAGGACGAAGACACCAGAGUGAGGAAACAGGACAUCAUUAAAGUCACUGAGCAGCUCAUUGAGGCGAUCAGCAAUGGAGACUUUGAGAGCUACACUAAAAUGUGCGACCCGGCUGUGACGGCAUUCGAACCCGAGGCUUUGGGAAACCUGGUCGAAGGCCUCGACUUCCACCGCUUUUAUUUUGAAAACUUGUGGUCUAAGAACAGUAAACCGGUCCACACCACCAUCUUGAACCCUCACAUCCACCUGGUCGGGGACGAGGCCGCCUGCAUCGCUUACAUCAGAGUGACGCAGUACAUCGACGCCAACGGCACGCCUCGCACCGCCCAAUCAGAGGAGACCCGGGUGUGGCACCGCCGUGACGGGAAGUGGCAGAUCGUCCACUUCCAUCGCUCAGGCUCCGCCUCCACACUCAGCAAUUAACUUCCAGAGUGGGCGGGUCUUUGAUGGGGCCACCAUCACCUUGACGACAGAUUGAUUGACAGCAGGCCGGGCGUCUGACACCAACCAUUCAGGAUUUAGUUUGAGAAGUUUGACAAAGACAAAAUGGAGGAGGAGUCGAGGGCGGAGCCAGAGAGCUUCACUCAAACUAGUCCAGAAGUGAACUGCAUCAUCAAUCAAUCAGCCAAUCAGCUUCCUCUUUUUAGCUCGUUUGGACUUUUGCUGCGGCCACGCCCCUUUGUGAUUAGCCAAUCAGCUGCACAACGCAGGUAGUAAUAAUGUGUGGAAACCUCGUAUCUGGAGGACCGACAGCUGAUUCUACUGUGACUCAUUAGAUUUAAUUAGAGUUAAUUAACACAUUGUUAGGGAUUAAUUAAAUAAUGAAUGGCUCAUUAAUGACCAAUUUAAUGUGAUUUAAGUUCUAGGGGAUUUUGGUUCAUAUACAACCCAGAACCCAGUGGAGGAACUCUGAGGUGCGACCUGCUCUCUGGUCCUCUGGGAGACACGAGAUUUCCACCUGACAAUGAAGUUAAUUAUAUAGAAUAACAAAUAAAAUCAUAUUAUUGUAAAUGGAGGCCAGACGUUGCCAUGGUUACUAAUUAUGAUAUAGACCAGUUAUCUCAUGGUCACACUCCCCCUGCCCAGGUUAUAAAUUAUUAUUCAUAUUAGAUCAGUAAUAAUAAUUCAUAUAUUCUCAUGUAUGUUUCAUUCAAACGUUUCCUCCACAAUGAUUCAUAUUAAUACAAUUAUAACAGUUAUUAAAUAUAAACUGAUCACAUCCAUUAAAUUAAUUUAAUUCAAAUAGUCUCAGUGUAACAAGACUGUGGUCGUGAAAUAUUCAAAGCUAUUUAAUGAUCAGUGACCUCAGCAGCUCUGGGCCUACGUAUGUGAUGUCACAGGGUCAACGUCGUGACAUCACAGGGUCGACGUCAUGACAUCACAGGGUCGACGUCGUGUUUAAUGUCGUACGAGCAGGAACACACCGUACGACGCUCGUCUCUCUGCUUCCACAAACUUCCACCUGCGAUCUUCCAUGAACUGCCACACCUCCUCUCAGAUCACCUGACCCCCCAGCCCCCCCCACUCCCCCCACCACCACCACCAGGACCGUGAUGAGUCUGUGGCCUGCUGCUCUCCCGAAGGAACUGUGUCUGUUGAAGGAAAGAAGGAAGGAAGGAAGGAAGGAAGGAAGGAAGGAAGGAAGGAAGGAAGGAAGGAAGGAAGGAAGGAAGGAAGGAAGGAAGGAAGGAAAGAAGGAAGGAAAGGAAAGGAAAGGAAAGGAAAAGAAAGGAUAGGAUAGGCUGGACACAGGGGAAAGAUAGGACAGGCUGCAGCAGGAAGCAAGGGUAAAGGAACUAAGGACACAGGAAAGAAAUGAAGGAAACAUGAGAAGGAACAAAUCACGUAAAUAUAAAAUGAAUUAAAUAUAAUUAAAUUAAAAUUAAACCAUGGAAACGAUGAUUAACUAAGACUCGUUCCUGGUUUCACCUUCAUUAAUCUGGGGCCGGUAACACAAAACACCUUAAGUUCUCCACUUAAAUAUGACACUUAAGGUUUAAUUUCUCUUUAGCUGAGGGAAUUACUUAAGGGUGUUAAAAUGUUUCCUUAGUUAAGGAAAAAAGUUAAGGUAUUUACAGCAGUGAAAUUGUACUGUUUCCAUGGAGACCAGGGAUCUUCUGCCAUUAGCAACACUCUUCUUCAUGGUGUCGUGUUACAGUUAAGAUAAAGUCAGAGAGACCUUUAGUUUCUCCCUUUAGGUCUUUACAGUCUAAACACAGUUUAACUGCCUUUAAGUGAUUCUUUAAGUAUAAGACUAAGAAAAGGAGAAAACCUUAAACUUAACUCAACAUUUUAAGGAAAUCUUAACUCCGACUUUAAGGGAAAUCUUAACUUAAGGUGUUUUGUGAAUACGGCUCCUGGUUGUUGUUUCGGUGUAAAACUGCACAAAAGUAUCAGCCAAUCAGAAUCGCUGACACGAUCACCUGUCGUCUGCCGGGAUCAACCUCCAUCAGCCACAAUGAGUUGGUCAGUACGGAGUCCCAGGAGAGACAAACAUGUUUUCAUCAUGUAUGAAGGACAGUCAUGUGACUUCAGUCGUUAAAUCAGAUACUGAUGUCGACUCCAGAAGAAGAAUAGAUCACAUUUACUAAUAAAAAUAUCAUCAACAGCUGAUUAGUUAACGAGUGUCUGACAGUAACACUAAUAUUUGUAACUGAAAUUAUUAUAAACAGUAACUAUAAAGUAAAUGAAUGCCACUAAUAUAUAUUAAGCUUAAUUAACAGGUGGGUAAAUUUAGAUAUGAAUGGACAUGAACAGCUCUUAUACAACAGACCAGUGAAUGACGAACUACACCUUUAUAUUUAUACAGUUUUAAAGUUGAAUCCUUCCUUUGUGUGAGUCGUCAAAAAAGUCAAAGAUUAAAUAGUUAAAUGUGACAUUGUUGAAUUAUUAAACACCAAGAGAAAAUACAUGAAUAAAAACCAAAAAAUCGUUUCAGUAUUGUUCAGUAAAUGUAAUAAUUCUCCCGUCUUCACUGAGUUUAUAAGAAUCUGGAUGUUAAAUACGUUUAUGCUCAACUGUUCGACCAUUUUAUUUCCCAACACACUUUUUUUAUUUGUCUAAAAUCUUUCAAAUUUAAAUAUAUUUCUAUUUAAUAUAUUAAAUAGAAAUAUAUCAAACUGCUGGAAUUAUCCUGGUAAAUAAUCAACUUUCUAAUGUUAAAAAUCAGCUGAUCUGUUGAAUGUUUCUCCCUCAGAUAUAAUGAGGCUGCUGGUGUUUUUGGCCUCUCUGGGACUCCGUACUGACGACUGAGUCUCUGUGUGAAGCCUCUUCCCUCUCUCUGAUAUUAUAUAUGAUUUAAUGAUCUGACUCGUUGGACAGUGAGUUGAAGUGUUGUUGUUGGACUGUAUUUGAGGAGGUUUGGUGGUGACGGCGUGUAGAAGCCGUUAGCUUGUGACGGAGAGCUUGUGUUUCUUCCUCUUCAGUGUUGAAUCUGUAGAAACGUGAUUUGCUGCAUGCCGAACUUUGACUUUGUGUUUGUGUUUGACUUUGGUCUCUGCUGCGUUUCGCCGCUCGCUGCUCUCAGGUCAGUUUCCUGCCCUCGGGUGACUUGACUGGGACUUGUUAGCUUUGUUAGCAUUCCUCACUGGGAGUGAUGGCGGCUUCUAGCCGCGUGCUAACUGAAAAGUGGCAGUGCCGACUUUGAUAUUCUGCGACCUUUGACCUGUUGUGUUUGUCUCGGAGGCUUUAACAGCUUUUUACCGUCGGGAGAAUGUAGAACUUUGUACAAUCAGAUUCUUACUAUGAUGAUAUUAUUAUGAUUAUAUUGAUUAUAUUGAUUAUUAUUCUCAGUAUUCUGCGUUUGUAUAUUUAAAGCUUUGUAAUGUUUGAACAUUGUGUGAAUCACCUGUAGAGAACACACUGUUUAUUAGCUCUAUGAUUUUGUUAGUAUGAUAUGCAUUAUAGAGUGUGACACCAGUUCCCUUAGCAACCGCUGAAUGUGUUCGCCGCAGCACUGCCGCCCUUCAUGUCAAUCAACAUCUCGGCGCCAUUUGGCGUCCCGGCUCAGAGACACUGUGAGGAAGCUGAAUGUGACUGACCUGUGACCUGCAGGGGGCGGGGUCUCUGUGAUGAUGUCACCAUUGAAUCCAGGUCGACAGGGCAGGGUUACACUGCGGGGGUGGAGCCUGGUACUGGGGCUCACCUGUUUACUAUGAACACUCUUAAAGCUCCGCCCACUGCAAAAGCAGAAAAAUCUCAUAUAUGACCUUUAAAUAUGACUCAGACUGACUCAGACUCUAAUUAUUAUCUAUUAAUGAUAAUCAUUCUCAAAAUCAAAUCCAUGCUAUGCUAAUGCUAAUGCUAACACCAGGACUAAGUGUUGUCCAGGUCUGAAGGUUUUUAAAAUGAUCACGUCUGUAUAAUUUACUGCAUGUCAGACUUUUAUUGUGAAAACCAAACGCUCUCACUAUAAAAUCAGUUUGUUUGAAAUUGUUUUUUUUCUAACAGACUUUAUCUUUUGAUUUGGUCAAUCGGUCAUGGUUCAGGUGUUUGCUAUGACACCUGUGUGACUCGGUCAGGUUCGGCCCCCUCCUCACUGAGCUGGGACUCUGACCGGCAGCUGCAGAGCGAAUGUUUUCUACAGUAGACUAGUCGUGUUUUCUAAAGCUCCACUUUGACCUUUAAGACACUCAACAGUGAUUUAUCAGUGAAUCUUCACCGGGACACACACAGUCCCAGAAAUAUCUGAGAUGUCAUUUUUUACUAAUAUUUAGGUGUUUAUGCUUGAAACUGAAGAAUUCAUCUUAAAGCAGAUUUCAGAUUAUUCCUCUGAACAGAUGCCACCAUGUUUUUCCUGUGUUUUCAACACAUGCUCAGUGGGCGUGGCUUAACCAUGUUUAUCUGAAUGACGGUAAAGCAACAACUUCCAACCUUCGGGUCAGAGUGAAACUCAGACUGUGUCGAUGUCACAGGUUCAUAUACAAGCAGAAGGUUUCUCUGAAGACUUCACUCUGUCAGACUCACCUGUCAGACUCAGACAGGUGAGGGCCGGGGUUGGAAGUCUCUGUGUUGAGGCCUCACCUGCAGCACUGAGAGCAUAUUAACCACAGGAAGCUUUUCUUAUCGACAUGACAGGAAACAGCGGGGGGGGGGGGGCUUCAGACGAAGAACUGUGAGCAGGUCCUGAGCAGGUUUUCAACAAGCUAACAUGCUAAUUUGUGGCUAGCAUUCAUUGGUUACAGUUUGGAAUGCUAAUAAUGCUAACAAGCUAACAUGGUAACAUUCAUUACUAUUAUUAUUAUUAUUAUUAUUAUUAUUAUAAUCUAACACUGAAGCUAAUGCUAAAGACAAACAAGUCAACCUAAAGCUUCUGGUGAUACAUUAGAACAGAAUAAAGAAACAGAUCAUUAUGCUAACGUUAGCUCCUGAGCUAACUGACUCGUGAAGCCUCACUCAGCUCUAAUGUGUGAUACUGUCGGUGUAAAGACAGAGUCCAUGUUGUGUCGUUUUAAAAAACACCAACACCUCAAGUUUUAUUUAUUCUUUGAUUUUUAGUGUCUGUCCAAGUAAAUUUGAUGUUUUUGUGUCCUGACGGUUCCUGUCGGGUUCAUCACUGUUUAUUCAUUAAAGUUCUGUCACUGUAAACCUGGAUCAGGUCUGGAUCAGGGUCUGUCUGGAGCUCCUCUGUUCUCUGUUGGUCAUUUGUUUUUUGCUUCCAGACGCAGAAAUGAAGUAAAAAUUAUUAAUAAAUAAAAUAUCCAACAAUAAAUAAACGUUCAUCUUUUAAUUUCCGGAUGUUUUAAAUGUUUUUUUCUGUUUAUUUCUGUAAUGAAGUAAAAUCAAAACUUCAAAGGUCACACAGACUGAGUCCUCGCUGUUUCCCAUUCAUGAUGGUCAUGCUCGCAAAAUCAAUAAUUAAUGAUCAAUAAUCAUCCACUCAGCUUUUUCUACUAUGAUGGAUAUUGUACUGUAGUGUAGUGCUGCAUGCCCAGUGUGUAACUGUGUGUGUGAGGGAGAGUGUGUUUUUAACCUUUUUUCUUUUGUAGUUUUCUGGAGUAUUUUCUUCUUCUGCAUCGUGUUCAAAGUGAUUCUGUAAAUAAACUGAGGUGGUUAAACGCU
This is a messenger RNA of Seriola aureovittata, 7357 nucleotides long. RefSeq names its product calcium/calmodulin-dependent protein kinase II alpha (gene camk2a). Lineage: Eukaryota; Metazoa; Chordata; Actinopteri; Carangiformes; Carangidae. Gene Ontology annotation, cellular component: neuron projection; cytoplasm. Bases 284 to 1720 code for a protein of 478 amino acids. Gene Ontology annotation, molecular function: ATP binding; calcium/calmodulin-dependent protein kinase activity; calmodulin binding. Gene Ontology annotation, biological process: protein phosphorylation. The record is from RefSeq and is a predicted model, not a curated record. The transcript is spliced from 18 exons.